AUUGACGUCAUGUAUUGAUUGCGUUAUGAAAUGCAAUGUUUUUUGUGUGCAAAAAGUCAAUGCCAUAGAAACCAAUGCUUUGUAAAUACAGGCAUUCAGUGAAACACAAUCUAAUCACUGUUUAGUAUUGUUUUCAUUAUUGUUGUCAUCAUUGAAUCCUUUGGACACCAAUUGGUUUAAUCGUCACCACAAGUACUUACCAACCAUUGACACACUGUUUGACGGCAUUUCCAAUAAUAGCAUUCAUUUGGGAUUCAAGUGAAAGAUUUGAUUCAAUCAAAUAAACUGAGAUUACAUUACAUUUGGAUGAGUGGUCGCACCGUUAGCUCACUAUAACAUAUACCUCACAGAUGUCUCAAUACCAACAACAACAGCCAUACCCGCCCUACGGACAGCCGGGUUACGCACAGCCAGGCUAUGCGCCCCAGUUUGGUGGCUAUCCGGCCGGUGCCCAACCGCCACCGCCUGGCUUUGCAAUGCCCGGCCAACAGCCGCCCAAAUACGGCGACCCAUACGUGGGCUACAGCAGUGGUGGGGGUGCGGGCGGAUCGCAUAACGUGAACAUCGGGACCCCCAAUGACACGGAUGUCAACAAUUGGGCCGGUUUUACAGACAAGAAUAUCCGGCGAAUGUUUGUCCAAAAAGUCUAUUCAAUACUUAGUCUUCAGCUGUUCGUCACAUUCGGCAUAACAGCCAUUGUUGUCCUCACUAUUGUGUUUUUCACGCUUUACAUAACUCUGAUGUGUUGCAAAGGGCCCCGACGUAACUAUCCCACUAACUUCAUACUACUGUCCCUUUUUACGGUUGCCCUGAGCUUUAUGGUGGCGAUGAUCUGCUCUUUCCAUGACUUGACAAGUGUUUUGAUCGCCGCCGGUAUCACAGCCCUCUGCUGUACCGCAGUCUCUGUGCUCUCCUUCUGGACUAAAGUCAGUAUUUUUUACACAAUUUGUUUGACAAUAAUAUCUAACCUAUUGAUGACUUACUGUCCGACUGUUCAGUUUGACUUCACUCGGUUCGGGUGGGCGCUGGGCAUCGCAUCCCUCGGACUCUUUAUUAUGGGAAUCUGUAUGAUUUUCAUUAAGGUCAAGAUCCUCUACAUCGUGUACGCAGGUCUCGGAACCGUCAUCUUUAUGCUCUUCUUGGCUUAUGACACGCAACUCAUUACCGGCGGUAAGAAGUAUGAGAUCAGUCCCGAGGAGUACAUAUUGGCCUCUAUUAUGCUGUACGUCGACAUCGUCUACAUAUUCCUAAUGAUCCUACAACUGGUCAGCGCUGGAAGGGAUUAAUCAUAAGACAUACAGUAUCUGGUGUUCAAAAGCGGUUGUUUUGCACUAACUUUUAAAUUACUUUUUUGCGAUAAUCGGAAUUAUAACUACCGGUAAUAGUUUUCAAAACUAAUUCAAACAACAAAAUAUACUUUUUAACCGUUUAUAAUACUAUAAAAUUUAUAAAUUUAGUUUUAUGAUAUUUACCUGUUAUUUGCUGUGUACCGUAAUAUACUGUUGCAUAUCAGUCUAAUUUAUUUAAUCCAAUGGGAGGG
Oppiella nova is the source of this 1540-nucleotide messenger RNA. The record is from the annotation of a GenBank genome assembly. Lineage: Eukaryota; Metazoa; Arthropoda; Arachnida; Sarcoptiformes; Oppiidae.